GGUGGGAAGAUGGGAGCCUGGAGCCGUUCCCCGGCACGUGUCCUUUCCCCCGUGGAGCCUGUGCCUCGGUGAACGGGGUCAGCGUGUGGCCCCGGGGGUGGCUGUGGGUUGGUGGAUGCUUUCCAAAUCCUCCUCAUCCUCCUCCUCCUCCUUCUCCUUCCUCAACCUGCUCCGCCGCUGUUCCCCGAGGCUGCGCAGGAUGCAAUCGGGGAUGCGUAGCACGGCGGAGGAGCUCGAGCUUCAUCUCCGCAGCCUUUCUGGGGAUGCAAAGAGUUUUAAAAUAAAAAGUGGGGUCGUCUUGUGUGAGAGGGACGUGCCUGGCUUAUCUGUGCCGGAGGGAAAUCCAGCUGGAUUUACAAAGUCCUCUGCAGCUCGGAGGCGGGGGCUGGGGGAACUUCUCUUGCUCGCAAAUCCAAUUUGCAGAUGACAUGCAGGAGUUCACCAAGUUCCCAACCAAGACGGGCCGUCGGUCCCUGUCCCGCUCCAUCUCGCAGUCUUCCACCGAUAGCUACAGCUCCGCUGCCUCCUACACCGACAGCUCUGAUGACGAGGUGUCCCCCCGCGAGAAACAGCAAACCAACUCCAAAGGCAGCAGCAAUUUCUGUGUGAAGAACAUCAAGCAGGCAGAGUUCGGGCGCCGGGAGAUCGAGAUCGCUGAACAAGACAUGUCUGCUCUGAUUUCACUCAGGAAACGAGCUCAAGGGGAGAAGCCUUUGGCUGGAGCUAAAAUCGUGGGCUGUACCCACAUUACAGCACAGACUGCGGUGCUGAUCGAGACGCUGUGUGCGCUGGGAGCACAGUGCCGCUGGUCUGCCUGUAACAUCUAUUCCACCCAGAAUGAAGUGGCGGCUGCCUUGGCAGAAGCUGGUGUUGCCGUGUUUGCCUGGAAGGGGGAGUCGGAGGAUGACUUCUGGUGGUGCAUUGACCGCUGUGUUAACGUAGAUGGCUGGCAGGCCAACAUGAUCCUGGACGACGGCGGGGACCUGACCCAUUGGGUUUAUAAGAAAUACCCCAACGUAUUCAAGAAGAUCCGAGGGAUUGUGGAGGAGAGUGUGACCGGCGUGCACAGGCUGUACCAGCUCUCCAAGGCUGGGAAGCUGUGUGUCCCAGCCAUGAAUGUGAACGACUCCGUCACCAAACAGAAAUUCGACAACCUGUAUUGCUGCCGGGAGUCCAUCCUGGACGGCCUGAAGAGGACCACGGAUGUGAUGUUUGGAGGGAAGCAAGUGGUGGUUUGUGGUUAUGGGGAGGUCGGCAAGGGAUGCUGCGCCGCUCUGAAAGCCCUGGGAGCGAUCGUCUACGUCACGGAGAUCGACCCCAUCUGUGCUCUCCAAGCUUGCAUGGACGGAUUUCGGGUGGUGAAGCUGAGUGAAGUAAUCCGUCAGGUGGAUGUCGUCAUCACCUGCACAGGAAACAAGAACGUUGUGACCAGAGAACACCUGGAUCGGAUGAAGAACAGCUGCAUCGUCUGCAACAUGGGCCACUCCAACACCGAGAUCGAUGUGACCAGCCUCCGGACCCCGGAGCUGACCUGGGAGCGGGUGCGCUCCCAAGUGGACCACGUCAUCUGGCCGGACGGGAAGCGGGUGGUGCUGCUGGCCGAGGGCCGUCUUCUCAACCUGAGCUGCUCCACGGUUCCCACCUUCGUGCUCUCCAUCACGGCCACCACGCAGGCUCUGGCGCUGAUAGAGCUUUACAACGCUCCCGAGGGCCGUUACAAACAGGACGUGUACCUGCUGCCGAAGAAGAUGGACGAGUACGUCGCCAGCUUGCAUCUGCCUUCGUUUGACGCCCACCUGACGGAACUGACGGACGAUCAGGCGAAAUACCUGGGACUCAACAAAAACGGGCCUUUCAAACCCAAUUACUACAGAUACUGACGGACCAUACCCAUGAAGGACCAGACCACACAAGGCAACAUUAGAGAGAUUAUUUUUAAAGAUCGUUUUUAUUUUCGUUUACCUUUUUCUUUUUUAAACCAACCAACCAACCUGUUUUUACAUUUAUCAGUGUGAUUUUAAGGUCACCCUUUUUUUUUUUUUUUUUUUCUUCCCCUUUUCCCCCCCACCUUCGGUUUCACCCUUUUAACGUGAUCACAUCUCUGUCUGAUCUUGGCAGACAAGCUGGGAUUCGCUUCUUGCUUUCAUGUGGCUGAAGCCGCUGGUGGCUCCCAGCCCUGGCUCCCGGAGAGGGCGUCCCUUUCCCGAUGUGCCAAGGGCAGUUCGUUCCUGCAGCGAUUUUUUUGAUUUUAUUUUAUUCCCCCCCCCCCCCCAACCUUUCCAGCCCACGUUAGUCUCGGCCGGGAUCCCUGCAGAUACGGAGAUGCUGUUCUACCUUAUCUUACUUUCUUUCUUUGUGUGGAUUAUCUGCAACUUCUAAAUUGCCUUAAAGAGCCCAGUUUUAGCUGCUAGAUCAACGCUCCUAGCGCUGCCUGGGAGCAGAGUGGCGCCUGCUGGCCACCUCGCGAAUAGGUGACUGUCCCCAAGCCCGGCCAACGUCCCUGCGCCGAGGUGGCCCAGGCUUGGUGGCCGCUGGCCCAGGUUUGGUGGCCGGCUGGGUACGGGGGGGAGAGUUCACUGUUUCAGGGUGCUAAUCUGAAUUCGGACGGGGGUCGCUUACCCAGCAUUAUCCUCAUCUCUCCUAGGUUUUUUUAGCCAAACUGCACCUUAAUUGAGUUUAAAACAUUUUUUUUUUGUCUGUUUAUUUUAUUUUUUUUUUCCUCUUUUCCUUUUUGAUCCUUAAAGAGAUGUUUUAAAGGGGGGGGAUGAUGCGGCUGCCUGUCGAGUCCGGGCGCUGGCUGCGUCCGAGCGGCCCCAUCUCCCACCGAGAAGCGCGGGGUGGUUUUAAGGGUGUCUGGGGCAUUUUUUUGGGGGUGUUUCACUUGUUUUGAGAUGGACGCAGAGAUGAGCCUUCCCCCCUACCCCAGCCUGGGCCCUCUGCACCACGGACCCCUGCGCAAAGCCCCCAGCUCCCCAUCGCUGCCCCGGGGCUCUCUCAGCUCUUCCCUGCCCCUCUCGCAGUGCGUUUCGGCCGCUCUCAUCGCCUCGUUCAUCCCCCUUUCCCUGUGACGUGUUUCUCUUUUUUUUUUUUCCAUCUCUUGCAGCUUGUCCUGGGAUGGGGGAAGCUCCUUGCUUUUUUUAUCUUCCCCAAAUUGCCUCUUUCUUCCCCCAGCCAAAGCCCGGAGCAGGGAGGGAAGGAGGACCCCCGCUGCCUGCAUCUCCCGGUACAGGGAUAAUGGAGAUGCUGUGGUACCCGUCACCGGGGCUGCUCCUUCUUCUCCAACCCCCCGCAUCCCGGGAAUGCCUUUUUAGUCCCUCCCCGGGGGCUUUGCAGGGCUGGGGGUGCCGCCGCUUCCUCCGGGGGGGUUGCAAAGCUCCUUCCUAGGGACGGGAGGAAGGUGGGAGGGAUGCUCAUGGCUUUGAUUCCCCCCCCUCCCUGUUUUCCCCUCCUUCUCCCUUGUCUGUCCCUCUUUCUCACUCUCCUCCUGGGCUGUCGCUGGCUCUCCCGCUCUCCCCACAGAUUUUUGGGGAUUGCCUGCCUCGCAGCGUCCCCUCCACCAUCCCCCAAACUUCACGGGGUGGGGGGACACUCAAGGUGGGAUGGAUGCCUGGGGGGAGGCACCGAGGGUGUCCCCCUUUCCCCAGGGGGGGACUCAAGGCAGGAUGGACGCCUGUGGGGAGGCAGCCAGGGUGUCCCCCCUUCCCCAGGGGGGGACCUACGCUCCAUCCCCUGCACUUGGGGGUCGCGGUCCCCCCCCCCCUUUCCCACCCCCCUUAGGGUCGAACCUCGGCGUAAGGGCUCCAUCUCUGUAUAAGCCAUGUCGGGGUUGGGGGGGGGUGGGGGGGGGAGCCCGGGGAUGGCGGUGGCAGCGUCGGGCCGUGAGGGAGAGGUUUAUUUUGUAUAUGAAUGAUUUUUAAUGAAUGCAAUAUUAAUCCUUGCAGAUGAGCAAUAAAUCAUUAAAGUCUAAUUAAACUAUUAGGAAAAA
This is a messenger RNA of Chroicocephalus ridibundus (black-headed gull), 3985 nucleotides long. It is a transcript of the gene AHCYL1, whose product is annotated as adenosylhomocysteinase like 1. The transcript is spliced from 17 exons. Gene Ontology annotation, biological process: L-methionine cycle. Gene Ontology annotation, cellular component: cytosol. The record is from RefSeq and is a predicted model, not a curated record. Bases 429 to 1880 code for a protein of 483 amino acids. NCBI's taxonomy places the organism in Eukaryota, Metazoa, Chordata, Aves, Charadriiformes, Laridae.